UGCCACGCCCUUGUUUGGAAGAAGUCGGCAUCUUGCUUGCAGGUACGGUUGUUAAGCUGUUCUACCGGGGACUUCAGAAGAAGAAAAAACACAAUUUCAAAGAACCCUGUUAACUCACGGUGUCUGUCUUUAAGGGAUGCCUCCCAAGCUGAAGGGAAAGACUCAGAAGAAGAAAAUAAAAAAGUCAAAGGAUGAAUCAGGGUCGGUUGAAGAACAGUAUCGGAGGGCAGUGCUGGAGGUGGAUGUUUUGCAGGACCAUUUGGCUCUUCGCAGACAGAUAGCCCGUCAGGCACAGGAGCUUAAAAAAGAACUUAGAGAGAAACUACAAGAACUCGAAGGAGAUCUGCAAGGCGAGAGAGAUGAUAAACAAGCUAUAUACAGCGAAAUGACACGUCAGCAUAGGAGCCUGGAACAGGAAAGCUCAGCUCAUAUUAGAUCCCUUGAGGAAGAGGUGACAGAACUGAAAAUAAAACUUGCAUACUCCCAGAAUGCACUGCAAAAGCUUCAAGAGGAAUCCGAGCGCAAGGCAGCAGAGAAAGAGGCAGAGAUUAUGGAUCUCCGGGCUCAGAUGGAGAAUAUGGAGAAAGAAUAUGAGACUUUAUUGCAUGCCUGUCUAGAUAAGCUGAUUGAUAAACUCAAUAUGGCUGAAUUCGGCUGGAAGAAGCAGGCCCUCUCCAUCCAUCAACAGUACAAAGGGAUGCUUCAGAACUGUGGCCUCAACCCCCUGGAUAUUUAAGC
Messenger RNA from Spea bombifrons (plains spadefoot toad), 738 nucleotides. It is a transcript of the gene DRC12, whose product is annotated as coiled-coil domain containing 153. The transcript is spliced from 7 exons. The record is from RefSeq and is a predicted model, not a curated record. The coding region runs from base 137 to 736 and encodes 199 amino acids. NCBI's taxonomy places the organism in Eukaryota, Metazoa, Chordata, Amphibia, Anura, Pelobatidae.